This is a messenger RNA of Parastagonospora nodorum SN15, 3345 nucleotides long. RefSeq lists its product as hypothetical. The coding region runs from base 1 to 3345 and encodes 1114 amino acids. NCBI's taxonomy places the organism in Eukaryota, Fungi, Ascomycota, Dothideomycetes, Pleosporales, Phaeosphaeriaceae. Gene Ontology annotation, molecular function: ATP binding; ATP hydrolysis activity; ATP-dependent peptidase activity. Gene Ontology annotation, biological process: protein quality control for misfolded or incompletely synthesized proteins; mitochondrion organization; chaperone-mediated protein complex assembly. The record is from RefSeq and is a predicted model, not a curated record. Gene Ontology annotation, cellular component: mitochondrial matrix. The transcript is spliced from 2 exons.
AUGCCUCAUACCUCGAAUCUGCCGUGGCGGGCUGCUCUUCGCCAUGCUUCACCGUCGGCCACACGAAAUCUCGCGUCGAGAGCAUCGGCGCGCUAUCUCCCUGCACAAUGCACUGCAUCCAUUGUAUCACGUUACCCGCUUCGGUGCCCAUCGCCGCCCGCCGCGCUACUCGCCCACCGUAACUUCUCUACAUCGCUGAGAAGAGAGAAGGAAAAGGACCCCAAAGACCCAAAAGUGCCACCAGAGCCUGCAGAAGAAGAUGCUGUGGACGAGAAGAAAGAAAACGAGGCGCUGGAGUUUGACUCCAAUCAGGGAAGAACAUUCAAGCAACUCCAAGACAAGAUCGCUGAGAUGGAGGCAAGAGCGGAGCUUGAAGCCAAGAAUAGAGCAAACGACUCGAACGCACCACGUGCGGCUUCUGGGCGCAGUGCCGCAGCAGGAAGAGGAGGAGACGGCUCAGGAGGCGACAAUGGCGGUAAAAAGCGCAAAGGCUCUUCGCCCGUGAGCCCUGCAGUACCCGAAGUCUACCCGCAACUCAUGGCUAUACCGCUGCUCCGACGUCCGCUUUUCCCGGGCUUCUACAAGGCCAUCACCAUCCGAGACAGAGCCGUUGGAGAGGCACUCUUAGAAUUGGUCCGGCGUGGCCAGCCAUACAUUGGUGCUUUCAUGUUCAAGGAGGACAGCGUCGACAAGGAUGUCAUCGAUGAUAUAAGCGAAGUACACAGUGUUGGCACCUUCUGCCAAGUCACCAACGCGUUCCCGGUUGGCGGUGACGACAACUUCGCCAUGACUUGCGUUCUCUAUCCCCACCGAAGGAUAAAGCUGACAGACCUCACUCCACCCAAGGCGGUUGAGGAGGGCACACCCGAGACACCGUCUGUGGUCGAGAGCACAUUGGAAGAAGCCACGGUCAAUGAAGCGCCCUCCAAUCAAGCCAAGGGCGACGUCGUGGCGAGCUUCGAGGAGGCUAGCGAAGAAGCCAAGGGACAGGAGGACAACAUCCCAGCGCUGCUCAAGGGUCGCAAGGUCAGCGUUGCUGAAGUUGAGAACUUGGCUGAGGAGCCCUAUGACAUGAAGACGAACAAGACUAUCCAGGUGCUCAUCAACGAGAUCGUCAACACGUUCAAGGGUGUGGCCCUGCUUAACCCACUCUUCCGCGACCAUAUCUCUACCUUCUCCGUACACACGACCAUGAACGUCAGUGAGGACCCAGUCAAAUUGGCUGAUUUCGCUGCUGCAGUCGCACAGGCCGAGUCGGGCGAGUUGCAGUCUGUUCUCGAAGAGAUGGACAUAGAGAAGCGCCUGAGCAAGUCUCUCGAAGUUUUGAAGAAGGAGCUGCUGAGUGCCGAACUACAAAAGAAGGUCUCCGACGAUGCCAAUGCGAGAGUCAGCAAGAAGAACCGCGAGUACCUGCUGAUGGAGCAAAUGAAGCAGAUCAAGCGCGAGCUUGGCAUCGAGUCUGACGGCAAGGAGAAGCUAAUUGAGAAGUUCACUGCAAAGGCCGCCAAACUGGCCAUGCCCGAGGGUGUCCGCAAAGUGUUCGAUGAGGAGAUGGGCAAGCUUGCGGGUCUUGAGGCCAAUGGUUCAGAGUUCAAUGUGACGCGCAACUACCUCGACUGGCUCACUCAGCUACCUUGGGGCCUUCGUAGCGCCGAGACCUUCGCCAUCAAUCACGCUCGUGAAGUUCUUGACGAGGAUCACCACGGCCUAAAGGAUGUCAAGGACCGUAUUUUGGAGUUCAUCGCGGUCGGUAAGCUUCGCGGUACUGUGGAAGGCAAGAUCCUGUGUCUGGUCGGUCCUCCCGGUGUUGGCAAAACUUCUAUUGGCAAGUCAAUCGCACGCGCAUUAAACCGCCAGUACUACCGCUUCAGCGUUGGUGGUCUGUACGAUGUCGCCGAAAUCAAGGGUCACCGAAGAACGUACGUCGGUGCAUUACCUGGGCGGAUUAUCCAGGCGCUGAAGAAGUGUCAAACGGAGAAUCCACUUGUCCUCAUUGAUGAAGUCGACAAGAUGGGUCGCAUGAGCAACCAUGGUGACCCGGCAUCCGCACUGUUGGAACUGCUCGACCCAGAGCAAAAUAACAGCUUCCUGGACCACUACCUCGACGUGCCUGUUGAUCUGUCCAAGGUCCUUUUCGUCUGCACAGCCAACAUGGAUGACACGAUCCCGCAGCCCCUCCUCGAUCGUAUGGAAGUUAUCCGACUUUCUGGCUAUGUGUCUGACGAGAAGAUCGCCAUCGCCGAGAAAUACCUGGCACCAGCAGCCAAGGAGAUGAGCGGAUUGAAGGGUGCGGAUGUGGAGCUCCAUAACGGUGCGAUUGUGGAACUGAUCAACAAGUACUGUCGUGAGUCUGGUGUUCGUAACUUGAAGAAGCAUAUUGAGAAGGUAUACCGAAAGGCUGCUCUCAAGAUUGUCUCUGAGGUUGGCGAGGAUGCUUUGCCAGAAGCGGAUGCGCUCACCGAGAAGGGCAAGGCUGCACAGAAGGAGUCGGAGAAGGAUGACACCGACCCGAAUGCUACACCUGAGAACAUCGACAAGCAGUCCGUGGAGAAGCCUCGCGUCGCGCUUAAAGUUCCCGACACUGUACACGUUUCCAUCACCCAGGAAAACCUAAAAGACUAUGUCGGCCCGCCUGUCUACAUCUCCGAUCGUCUCUACGAAACCACUCCUCCCGGUGUUGCCAUGGGUCUUGCAUGGACGGCAAUGGGCGGCUCUGCGCUUUACAUUGAGUCAAUAGUGCAAAAUGCACUAACAGCUGCCUCGCAUGGCGGUCUUGAGCGCACUGGCUCUCUGCGCGACGUCAUGAAAGAGUCGACCGGUGUUGCGUACUCGUUUGCUAAGAGCGUCAUGGCCAGGGAAUAUCCCAAGAACAAGUUCUUCGAGCACGCAAGGAUACAUUUGCAUUGUCCUGAGGGCGCGACACCCAAAGACGGACCCAGUGCUGGUAUCACCAUGACAUCCAGCUUACUGAGUCUCGCGCUUAAAACACCUAUCAAGGAGCACGUGGCCAUGACUGGUGAGAUCACGCUCACGGGCAAGGUGCUAAGGAUUGGCGGUCUUCGCGAGAAGACGGUUGCGGCAAGGAGAGCUGGUGCAAAGACCGUCAUCUUCCCACAAGACAACAUGAGCGAUUGGCUGGAGCUUCCUGAGAACAUCAAAGAAGGCAUUGAAGGAAAGCCAGUAAGCUGGUACUCUGACGUAUUCAGCAUCGUCUUCCCCGAUGUCGACCGCGAUACAGCCAACAAGCUCUGGAAAGACGACCUCAAGACCAAAAAGGGCGACCGUGAGCGUAAAGAGCGAAAGCGCAAAGACGACGAAGAAGAGUCCGGCGAAGAUGACGACUGA